Alternaria burnsii is the source of this 3447-nucleotide messenger RNA. RefSeq names its product extracellular invertase. Gene Ontology annotation, biological process: protein dephosphorylation; sucrose catabolic process. Gene Ontology annotation, molecular function: sucrose alpha-glucosidase activity; acyltransferase activity, transferring groups other than amino-acyl groups; protein tyrosine/serine/threonine phosphatase activity. The transcript is spliced from 4 exons. NCBI's taxonomy places the organism in Eukaryota, Fungi, Ascomycota, Dothideomycetes, Pleosporales, Pleosporaceae. The record is from RefSeq and is a predicted model, not a curated record. The coding region runs from base 1 to 3447 and encodes 1148 amino acids.
AUGACUAUCCGGCUUGCAACACCCUCUGACGAGCCCGCCAUGGCAUCUCUCUUGGCUAAAGCAUUCUUCGACGAGUCGCUCUUUGGCCAGGUUAUGCAUCCGUACCGCGACCAGUAUCCGGAUGAUGUCAAGAUAUUCUGGUCAGAGUACCUGCGAAAACACUGGAAGAUAGCCAACGAAAGACUGUUUGUCGCAACGACAACGGUAGAUGGACGGGAAAAAGUUGCCGGCGUAGCUAUCUGGCGCCGAGACGGCGACGACGAAGGGAAGCGUAGAGUGGAGAGCGAGUGGGUUGAUGUCGGCAAGUGCCUUUGCACAGAUGUCUUCCAGCCCCUUCCCUCAAUCCAGAAUCGUGCUCUAGAUCCUAGCAAGCGUAAUCUUUUGAAUGAAUCCUAUCCCUUCUUUAAGCAUCACUGGAACGGUGACCGCAAAAACAACUGGUAUCUCGAUCUAUGUGGAGUUCAUCCAGACUAUGCCGGCAAGAGGCUCGGACAAGCACUGGUCGGUUGGGGCCUCGAUCGCGCGAGAGAAGAGGGCGUCCAUGCGAGUGUCACCGCUAGUAAAGGAAACGAACGGUUCUAUUUGCGAUGUGGGUUUGAUGAGGUAGUAGGAAACUGUACGCAAGGAGAACGCAACCCGCUGAGCAAGGCCGGAGUUGAAGGUGGUGAUGUACUGUUCAUGAUUCCCAAACAGAAGCCCCAUAUCAUCCCUCGUCAAGAAUCCAUCGACUACAAUGCAGCUCCGCCAAAUCUGUCCACCUUAGCCAAUUCGACUCUCUUCGAUACAUGGCGGCCAAAAGCACACGUUCUUCCAGCGUUUGGACAAAUCGGAGAUCCAUGUAUGCACUACACCGAUCCCGAAACUGGUCUCUUCCAUGUAGGAUACCUACAUUUGGGAGCAUCAGGUGCUACUACAGACGACCUAGUCACUUACAGGGACGUGAACCCCGAUUCGGAGCCGUUCAUCCGUGCAGGCGGCAUCAAUGACCCCGUCGCUGUUUUUGACGGCAGUGUUAUUGAGAGAGGAGUCAAUGGCACACCGACGUUGCUAUACACCAGCGUCAGCUUUCUACCCAUACAAUGGACAAUCCGGUACACCCAAGGAAGCGAGACGCAAUCGCUCGCCUUCGCUAGAGACGGUGGAAGCAACUUCACAAAAGCAGAAUUUGGUCCGGUUAUCCCCAGCCCACCAUUCGCUGUCAACGUCACGGGAUUCCGCGAUCCAUUCGUGUUUCAGAACUCGCAGGUCGAUAGCUUGUUGGGUAAGCGGAACGGAACGUGGUAUACAGUCAUCUCUGGCGGCGUACAUGGCAAAGGCCCAAGUCUCUUCUUGUACGCCCAAUAUGACGAUGAAGAUGCGGAUCUGUUCCAAACGUGGGAGUAUCUGGGUGAAUGGUGGCACGAAGCAGCAAACUCGACAUGGUCAGAGACGGGUUGGGCUGGGCGCUGGGGCUUCAACUUUGAAGUUGCCAACUACUUCGCCUUGGACGAGCAAGGUGCUAAUGAGGAAGGCGAGAUCUUCGCCACAAUCGGCGCGGAAUGGAGCUACGAACCCAUUGUACCUCAAGUUUCGGACAAUAGGGAGAUGCUUUGGGUCGCUGGAAAGCAAGAGCUUGUCGACGGUCAACUGAAGUUCGAGCCUACAAUGUCUGGACGACUUGAUGCUGGGCGCUCGGCUUACGCGGCUGCUGGUAAAGUCUUAUAUGCGGACUCGCAAGCUAGCAAAGCAAGCGGCGCACCCGAUCGCUUCAUCACAUAUCUCUGGUUGACUGGCGACUUCUAUGGCACCUUGACCGACGAAUUCCCGACUGCCCAGCAAAACUGGACAGGAUCACUAUUACUCCCGCGUGAGCUUAGCGUCGGCCGCUUGAAUGUUGUUGACAACCAGCUCUCCCGAGAGAAGGGAUCGUGGCGCGUAGACCACGAACACGACAACGGCACCGUUACCCUCGCCACUCUACACCAAAAAAUCGCUCGUGAACCCUACGCCGCAUUCCAAGACAACGCCACCAAUGUCAUUACGCAAAGGGGUGGAUCCAUGGCGAGCGUGAUGAAAUUCGAUGAAAGCCCAAAGUCAAAGCACUGGAUGAUGACUGCGUCGAUAACCUUCCCCUCGCGUUCUGACUCCCUGCGAGCUGGCUUCACCAUCCUUUCUGGUUCCCAGGAAUCUACCAAUAUCUACUACCAGUUCGGUAAUGAGAGUCUUGCGAUCGAUCGUUCAAACUCUUCUGCCGCGGCGCAGACUACGGAUGGUUUCCUCACCGAGGUUGAGACGGGCAGGUUCCGCUUGUUCGAUGUUGAGGGUGGAUAUGGAAAUGAGACAAAGGUUGAGACUUUGGAUUUGACGAUUGUGGUCGAUGGUGGUGUUGUUGAGGUGCACGCGAACGAUCGAUUUGCGAUCAGUACUUGGGUGAGGAGCUGGUACGCGGAUAGCAGAGACAUUAGCUUCUACGUCGAGGGUGGCGAUGCUACCUUCAGCAAUGUCACGAUUUACGAGGGUUUGACUCUGUCUGACCUCCCCAACGGGCACAUGCGCAACCAACACGAAUACUCGUACCGCCUCCCCACAGCCCCCCGCAUUGUGGUUCCCCCUCCCACGCUCACGACCGACAUGCCAGGCCUGUCUCUUGGUGGCACACCUGGAGGGGAUGUAGACAUGAGCUUCUUGAACGACUUGGACCUCGAGGACAUCAUACAGAAGAACACGCUGCUAGAGUGGGCAUACGAGCGGCGGAGACAGGCACAAAUGAUACUGCCGUGGGUCUAUCUUGGUCCUAUGGUGGCAGCCAGGGACAAGGCUUUUCUAGAGCGAGAGGGCAUCACCAUGGUACUGGCUGUUCGUGCCCAGGCCAACAGCAUGUCGGGCGCCAUGCAAGCUGCUACCCAGGUCUGCAUGGAGGUGGGCAGCAUCGAGUCUCCCAGCUUCUACAGCCUCACGCCCAGGUUCCCGGACGCGACGAGCAUGAUCAACUCGCACAUCGCACGGGUACGACAACACAGCUUGGAGACAACAGGCCAGGCCACUCUCGGCAAAGUCUUGGUCUUCUGCGAGUCUGGCAAUGAGAAGUCGGCUGCCGUGGUCGCAGCCUAUCUGAUGCAGACGCUCAACAACAUCGAUUACAUCAAGGCUAUGCAGGUCUGUCAAGCGCAGCGCUUCUGCGUUAAUUUCGACGACGUCUUGAAGAACAUCCUACGCUCCUACUGGGAUAUUCUUCUUGCCCGACGCUCCAUCGCCGCCUCCUACGCGCAAGCGCCACACCAAAAUGGUCUUAGUAACGGCUCUGCACAGCCUGCAUCACUGUCCCUUUCCUUCUCGUCAAACAAGCAAAAGCGAGGUAUUGAAGAUACAAGGGACGGAGACGACGAUACGAACAUGGAAGACGGCAUGGAUGCGUCGGAUGUGCUCCGGUUCACGGGGCGCGACGUUACUCCUUUCCAAGACCGGUAG